AUGGCGCUGGACGUAACCGCGGGCGAAAACAGCGAGCAGGCGAGGGAGGAUGAAGGGAUGAACGGACAAGGAGAGGCUGAGACGGCAGGCCAGGGAGGAGAGCAGCAUGAGCAGGCGAGGGAGAAUGAGGGGACGAAUAGACAAGGAGAGGCUGAGACAGCAGGCCAGGGAGGAGAGCAGCACACAUGGGAUAUUGGGGAAGGACUGCAAGGGGCACAUCGGCAGGCAGUGGAAGCUCUGUUGGCAUCUCACAGGCAGACAUUCGCCUAUACGCUGAAGGAGCUAGGCUGCUGUAAUUGCGCAGUCAUGACGCUGGAGCUGACCACCACGGUACCGGUGUACCAGAGGAGACGGCGGAUGAGCCCUCAGGACCUAGAAAUAUGCAAGGAGAAGUGCCUUGAGCUGCUGGAAGCGGGGCUAAUACGGAGGUCGGAGUCUAGAUACGCUGCGGCAACAGUGGUGGCGGCCAGGAUGGAUUUGACGGGAGCAGUGCUGGCGAGGCGCAUGUGUGGAGAUUAUCGGGAUCUGAACAAGGUGACGGUGGCAGAGAGAUACUCCACUCCCAUGGUGGAUGAGCUGUUCGAUCAAUUGGCGGGGGCUCGAGUGUUUUCGACGCUAGACAUGAGGCAGGGGUUUAACCAAAUCCCAAUCGCGGAGGCCGACAAGGAGAAGACAGCCUUCCACGGGCCGGAUGGGGCGUACGAAUGGAACCGCAUGCCCUUUGGUCUCAAGAAUGCUUCGUUACUGUUCCAGAAGGUGAUGGACGCGGUGCUGAGGGGAAUGGAAGGGGCGCUGUGCUACAUCGACGAUGUCAUCGUGUUUAGCGCCACUCCAGAAGAGCAUGUGGAGCGCCUAGCGGAGGCGUUGAGGAGGAUUAAAUCUGCAAGACUGACUUGCCACCCGAAGAAGUGUCGAUUCGGGCAUACAGCUGUGAAGUAUCUGAGGUUCGAAGUGGCAGGAGGAAGGCUAGCCAUUCAGGAAGCGAAGGUGGCCAUCCUGGACCAAGUGUCGCAGCCCAGGGACAAAAGCGCCCUCAGAGCCCUGCUGGGGUUUCUGAACUACUACCGCAAGUUUGUGGAGAACUUUAGCAGGCGGGCGGCACCAUUGAACAGGCUCCUGAAGGAUGACGUCAAGUGGCAGUGGGGGGAGCAGCAGAAGGCAGCGCUGAAGGACCUCAUGGGAGCAGUGAAGAAUGGGGCGGUGCUACAACUGCCGAAAGCAGAUUUGCCCUUCGUGCUGUAUACGGACUGGAGUAGCACGGGCAUGGGAGCAGUCUUGAGCCAGCAAGAGGGAGGGGAGGAGAAAGUGGUGGCCUUCGCCAGCCGUUCCUGCAACCCUGCGGAAGCCAACUACUCCUCCUACGAAGGUGAAGGGCUGGCGGCAGUCUGGGCAGUGGGGCACUUCCGGGUGUACCUGCAGGGUCGGCCCUUCAUGCUGGUUACCGACCACCAGCCUCUGCUUUGGCUUAUGCAGAACCAAAGCUUGACAGGGAGAAAUGCCAGAUGGGCGAUGAAACUACAAGAGUAUCAGUUUACCAUCCGGCAUCGCCCAGGGAAGACUAUGCAACAUGUAGAUGAUCCUGUGACGCCGCUGCGCAGGGAGCAGCAGGCUGGGGCCACAGACGUGUGGGAAGACAGGGAGACACUGGCGUGGCUGAAAGGAGAGACCGCGGAGGGAGCAACAGUCUCAGCAAGGGCCCGUAGCAGAGGGCAGCACUACCGCUGGUACCAGGACCAGGUGCAGAUAAGGACGCAGGAUGGCUGGAAGCGGGUGCCAGAGCCGAAGGAGAGGGAAGGCGUGAUAAGGGAGGUGCAUAAUCGGCUGGGGCACUUCGGCCCGCUUCGCACACAGCAGCUUCUGCAGACAGGAUGGUGGUGGGCUGGGAUGCGGAAGGAGGUGAAGGACUGGGUGGCCAAGUGUCCAGCAUGCAUCAGGAAUCGAGCAGCAUUCGAGAGAAGCAAGGCUGAGCUGCAGCCUCUGCCCAUCGUGGGGCUGGGGUAUCGGUGGUCGCUGGACCUGGCGGGCGAGCUACCGUUGACCAAGCGAGGGCGGCGCUAUGUGGUGGUGAUGAUAGAGCACGUGAGUAAGUGGGUGGAAGUGAGAGCAGUCAGCCACAAGACUGCUGAGGCUGUGGCUGACGCCUUUGAAGAACAGGUGCUGACGCGGUUUGGAGCGUGUGGGGAGGUGCUGACAGACCAAGGCACCGAAUUCCAAGGGGAGUUUGAGGAGCUGCUAUCCUCGUGUUUGAUUCCCCACCGCACAACGUCCAGGUAUCACCCGCAGAGCGAUGGGCUGACGGAGCGCAUCAUUCAGACCCUGAAGCGAGGACUGCGAGCGUAUGGGGAGACCAGGAAGAGGGACUGGGACAGGCAGCUGCAUUGGAUAAUGGCGGGGUACAGGUUCAGCAAGCAAGCGGCGCUCCGAGACCUGUCCCCCUAUCAUCUCCUCUUUGGCAGGGAAGCGGUACUGCCGGUGGGAGCACCACGAGUCUUAACUGAUGUGGUUACUGCAGGGACGGCUGAGAAGUGGGCGGCAUUGGCAGCUGUGAGGGGGGAGUACCUGAGGCGACUGUUGCCAGCGGCGCUGGAGAGUCUGCAUGUGGCCCAGCUGAGGGACAUCCACCGCUACAGGCAGCGGCAGGAGCAAAGGGCGGGGGGAGCGCCAGCAGCGCUACAGCAAGGGCAGGAAGUGUAUAUUCGUCGCCCCAAAAAGGAUGGGUUGGAUGUGGGAUUGUCUCAGCAGCGGUGGACUCUGAAGGAGGUGAGGGAGUCAGGGGUACUGGUUCUGGAAAGUGAAGCAGGAGUGCGAGCCGUGGAUCACAUCACUAAUGUGGCACGAGCAGGAGGAUAUCGAGGUCCCGUGACCAGGGCGAGGGCGGCCAAGGGUCACGGGAGGGGGCAAGAGGUUAUCACAAGCCAGAAGCAGUAA
Molecule: messenger RNA, 2928 nt
Organism: Closterium sp. Yama58-4
Lineage: Eukaryota; Viridiplantae; Streptophyta; Zygnematophyceae; Desmidiales; Closteriaceae
Source: the annotation of a GenBank genome assembly